Molecule: messenger RNA, 1658 nt
Organism: Erythranthe guttata (spotted monkey flower)
Lineage: Eukaryota; Viridiplantae; Streptophyta; Magnoliopsida; Lamiales; Phrymaceae
Product: Saccharopine dehydrogenase
Source: RefSeq, a predicted model, not a curated record
UCUCCCACUAAGAAUUGCACACGUAGCCAAAUGUAUAAUAUCAUCACCAGUUAACGAUAAACUGAUAAACUGCGCAGGAGAGAAAGGAGAGAGGAGAAACAUGGCGAGAUUCUGCUUGCAAUUGAACACCGGCGCCGGCAGAAAUCUCGCGGUGGCCUCCGCCGGAGGAACCGGUAAACGGAAAAGCAGCCCUAUCGAGAGAGUUGAGCUCCCGGAGAAAGUGAAGAAUUCGAGAGUUUUGGUACUAGGUGGCACCGGAAGAGUCGGUGGUUCUACCGCUCUUGCCCUGUCAAAGUUCUGCCCAGAUCUUCGCAUCGUCGUAGGUGGUCGGAACAGGGAUAAAGGUGAUGCAAUGGUGACACAAUUAGGCAACAACGCCGAAUUCGCUCAAGUCGACAUCAACGAUAGUAAAUCACUGGACAAAGCUUUAAAGGAAGUGGAUCUUGUUGUUAAUACUGCCGGUCCAUUUCAGCAGUCUGAGAAGUGCACUGUGCUCGAGUCUGCAAUUCAGAACAAGACGGCUUAUCUUGAUGUAUGCGAUGAUAUGAGCUACGCAUUUCGUGCAAAAUCAUACAUGAAAAGAGCGGUUGAAGCAAAUAUUCCAGCUAUAACAACCGGGGGAAUCUAUCCAGGAGUGAGCAACGUGAUGGCAGCUGAACUAGUUUCUGCAGCCAAAAGUGAAGGGAAAGGUGAACCGCAGAGGCUCAGGUUCUACUAUUACACUGCUGGCUCUGGUGGUGCUGGCCCCACAAUAUUAUCGACUAGUUUCUUACUUUUGGGGGAGGAGGUAGUUGCAUAUAAUAGAGGAGAGAAAAUCAAACUGAAACCUUAUAGUGGAAUGCUCAACAUCGAUUUCGGGCUAGGAAUCGGAAAGAAGGACGUUUUCCUCUUAAAUUUACCAGAAGUGAGAAGCAUCCACGAGAUUCUCGGAGUGCCAACUGUCAGUGCUCGGUUUGGAACGGCACCUUUCUUCUGGAAUUGGGGAAUGGUAGCCAUGACGUAUUUGCUUCCAGCUGAGACACUGAGGGACAGAAGUAAAGUUGAACAGUUAGUUCAACUGUUUGAUCCUUUAGUGAGGAAAGUUGAUGGAUUCGCUGGAGAGCGUGUGUCAAUGAGGGUCGAUUUGGAUUGUUCAGAUGGACGGUCAAGAAUCGGAAUAUUCAGCCACAAAAGACUAUCCGAAUCAGUGGGAAUAUCAACAGCUGCAUUUGUACUGGCCAUUCUUGAAGGAAGCACACAACCUGGGGUUUGGUUCCCAGAAGAGGCGGGAGGCAUUGCGAUCGAGGCGAGGGAAACUCUUCUCAAACGUGCUGCUCAAGGAACGAUUAAUUUCGCCAUGAAUAAGGCACCAUGGAUGGUUGAAACAAAUCCUAAAGAGUUGGGCUUCGGAAUCUACGUGUGAAAAAAAUAUAUUGUUAUAAAGCUGUUGAAAUGAAUUUUUCGUUCACUUUGGCUGCAAAGGUAAAUUCACUUGAGCUGAUUUAUUUGCUGUUUCGAUACGCCGAGUUAUAUUAAAACAACCAAUUCUGUUGUUGUGUAUUGAUUCUUGUAAGAUCUGAGCAUAUUUGUCUACGAAAGAAAAUAUAUUUUUUUUUCAUUCUUGUUAAAUCCUGAAAUUCGUCGUGCUGUGAAUACAUGGAAAUGCUUCGUUGUUUAUU